AUGAGUAAGAUUGUCACGGGCUUUGUGUUGGGAUGCCACAUGAUUUCUUAUCGUAGGGAGCGUGCACGGAGUAUAAAUCCAUGCAAAGGAGAGGCGGAGCGUACAGAGGCAAUACCUGGCAAGUUACAACUCGCCGAAUUUGACCGUACGGUUGUCAACCAAAUAACUGCAUCUUCAUGA
Messenger RNA from Plasmopara halstedii, 180 nucleotides. RefSeq lists its product as uncharacterized. Lineage: Eukaryota; Oomycota; Peronosporomycetes; Peronosporales; Peronosporaceae. The transcript has 2 exons. The coding region runs from base 1 to 180 and encodes 59 amino acids. The record is from RefSeq and is a predicted model, not a curated record.